GAAGUCUGUUACACGGAUUUGUCUGUUAUAUCUUAUAUGCAAGAGAAAAAACCACCUCCAGCAGAGGUAGUCUGUUCUGCAAAAAUGUGUUGUGCAGGAGGUCUGUUGUGUGCAUGGUGGAUUGUAUGUUGAUGUUUGGCUUCAGAAUUUGCAGAUUUUAAAGGGCUAAAGUCCUGGCAUAAACAAGGGUAAGUACCUACUUUGUCAAUUCCAAGAAUCUUCAUGAUGGAAUGAAUCAGGGCCUCAGGGGUAAUUUGUGGGACUGUAUGAUGUGUCUGUGGGUAUUUUUUAUUUUGGACUGGCACACUUUUUUUUAGGGAUGUUCACCUCAACAUGAGAGGAUGUAAUAUGAUCCAGCAUUUGAAUAUUUUGUUUUAUGUUUUGAAUUUAUGAAAUUCUGUUUUCAGGAUAAAAUAUUGUGCAGAAGUGACACCUGGUGAUCUUGCAACAAUCCAUCAUGAAAUGGGUCACAUUCAGUAUUUCAUGUCCUAUUCACAUCUACCAACACAAUUCCGAGAUGGUGCUAACAGUGGAUUCCAUGAAGCCAUAGGAGACACAAUGUCACUUUCUUCUUCAUCCAUGAAGCAUCUGCAAAAAAUUGGUCUUCUGAAACCUGGACGAUUUUCAAGUCAAGAAAUUGCAGAAAAAGAUAUUAACAUCUUGCUGACAAAGGCGUCUUCAACCUUUGGGCAGUUGGGAUUUGCUUACAGCCUGGACCUUUGGCGAUGGGAUGUCCUGGGCAAUGAUUCUGUGACAAACAAAAACAUGAAUAAAGCUUAUUGGGAUCAUGUGGAGAGACUCAUGGGAAUUAAACCCAUGCCAAGAACAGAGGAAGAUUUGGACCCUGGGGCUAUUUACCAUGUUGCCAAUGGGGUUUCAUACAUAAGGUACUUCAUGAGCAUAAUUUUGCAACACCAAUUCCAUGAAGCCAUGUGCAAAGCAGCUGGUGAAUAUGACCCAAAAAAAGCAGAUAAACCACUGCACAAUUGCGAUUUUUACAAAAGCAAACCUGCUGGGGAUCUUUUGAGGAAAGCCAUGCAUCUUGGGUCAUCCAAACCCUGGCCUCUGGUCCUGGAGAAAAUCACUGGUCAGAAAACCAUGACAGCUGAUUCACUCAAAAGAUUCUACAAGCCUUUGGAGCGAUUUUUGGACAAGUUUCUAGCAGAGAACAAACAGUGCAUAGGCUGGGGAAAAGUGCAUCAAGACAACAUUUCAAAAUUCUACUUUCGAUUCAAUCAAGCAAAAUUUGACAUGAAAGCAUCUGAACCUUUGGAAGUUGAAGAGACAGCUGCUAGGAAUUUCUUUGCAACAUGGGAUUUGUUGCAAAGCAAUUUAUAUUAUCCAUAUGCAUCAGCUAACUGGAAUUACAAAACAAACAUGACGGAGGACAAUUUGAAUUCA
Notodromas monacha is the source of this 1401-nucleotide messenger RNA. NCBI's taxonomy places the organism in Eukaryota, Metazoa, Arthropoda, Ostracoda, Podocopida, Cyprididae. The record is from the annotation of a GenBank genome assembly.